Molecule: messenger RNA, 507 nt
Organism: Penicillium malachiteum
Lineage: Eukaryota; Fungi; Ascomycota; Eurotiomycetes; Eurotiales; Aspergillaceae
Exons: 1
Coding region: 1-507 (168 amino acids)
Source: RefSeq, a predicted model, not a curated record
AUGGAGUUUUUCCAAGACUUCGUUCAUCUAUUAGCGCAGCUUAUGAUGGAAUCACCAGCCAGUUCAUCCAGCUCCACUGCCAAAGAGCUGCAGGAAUGGUUCGAGUGGACGAGAUCGCUUCAAAUCCAUGGCCGCAGCCUCGAGAGAAUCUUGCGCGAUAGCCUGGGUCAAGAUCAAGCUGAGACCCAGCGCGACUCCACAAGUCCCGCCCCUAAUCAAGACGAGUAUUAUCAUGAUACAUUCUUCGGUCGAUUUUUUGACACGGUUGUGAGAUUAUCGAUGCGACUCAUGGUCAGUCACGGCGGUCGCAUUGGCAUGGUAUCGGAGAAAGCUAUGAAGGGCGACCUGAUUUGUGUGCUAUUUGGUUGUGAUGUCCCCGUUUUACUGCGGAAUAUCGAGUCCGGAGACAGUGUCACUUUUGUAGGAGAGUGCUUUCUUGAUGGCUGUAUGGACGGAAGUGUGUUGGACCAUCAUGGGCUUUUGGAAAAGACGUUCUGUAUCCGGUAA